Molecule: messenger RNA, 3423 nt
Organism: Electrophorus electricus (electric eel)
Lineage: Eukaryota; Metazoa; Chordata; Actinopteri; Gymnotiformes; Gymnotidae
Gene: asb4
Product: ankyrin repeat and SOCS box containing 4
Biological process (GO): intracellular signal transduction
Cellular component (GO): nucleus
Molecular function (GO): protein binding
Source: RefSeq, a predicted model, not a curated record
CACCGGGAAAAGAGAUCAAAGACACUGACAAGGCGUUGUUUUCACGAGACUCGUUGUCUGUAGAUUAAUUAUACUUCCACUUCUCUAUGUUAGCAGUUGUGUUUUAGACUAUGGAGGAGCGCCAUUUAUCUCGCGCGGAAGCUGUGAAACUCCUGAAGGCGAAAUUCUUAGAAGCACUGCAACGUAACGACGCAGCCGAGGUGGAAAAACUUCUCCGUACCACCAACAUUGACAUAGAUACGGUGUUUGAUGUGGAGGACCGCAGCAUGGUUCUGGCCUCAUAUAAGCAAGGUUACUGGUUACCAGGCUACAAGUUGGAGUCGUCUUGGGCGAUGGGCAUUCAUGUGUGCAUGAUGUACAACGCUGUAGAGAGUGCCCUGGUGCUUCUUCAGAAAGGGGCGGCGCUGAACAGAAAGCCCAACGGCAAGACUCCACUGCACGUGGCCUGUGAGGUCUCUCACGCGGACUGCGUGAAUCUGCUGCUGAACUGGGGGGCAAAAGUCAACAGUGUGUCGCUGAGCGGACACUCCCCACUGCACUAUUGCAUCACGCCGGAGUCCGUGGCCUGUGCCAAGCAGCUCAUACUGAAAGGAGCCGAGGUAAACAUGCCCAGCCAGAACACUGAAGAGGAUACUCCACUGCACACAGCCGCACGGUUCGGCAUCUCCGAGCUCGUGGCACUGUACACCGCCCACGGUGCCGAUGUGGAUGCAGCCAACAGCCACAUGGAGACACCACUGAUCACCGCCGCAUUCUGGGCCAUGGAUUCACGCGAGCAGACGUACAGUGCCAACCACCACUUGGUAAGCCGCAUGCUGCUGGACUACGGUGCCGACCCCAACCUCCAGGAGGAGGACGGGAAGACGGCCUUGCACAAAGCCUCCUGGAACUGCGACCAUGUGCUGAUGCAGAUGCUGCUGGAGGCAGGUGCCAAGCCCAACAUCAUGGACAUGAAUGGCUGCGCUGCCCUGCAGUAUGUGCUGAAGGUGAUGCAGGUUCGGCCGUUCGCUAUACCUGAGCGCUGCUUCCAGCUGCUGCUGAACUAUGGAGCAGCCAAGGCCUACCCGAAACAGUUCCACAGGGUGUUGCAGAAUUGCUAUGACUAUCCCAAGGCAGUGGAAGUGAUGGGGAAUUCCUAUGAACGUCUCAUGAAAACCAACAAAUGGAGGUCAGCUAUUCCUGAUGCAACAUACAAUCGUCACAGCGAGUUCUACGACUCCUUGUUUGCUGUUUGCACCAACAGUCCACGUACCCUGCAGCACCUGGUGAGGUGUGCCAUCCGGAUAGCAGUGCAUGGCCACUGUGAAUCAGCCAUCCAGCAGCUAUCACUGCCGCUGGCGAUUAAAAGAUACCUGCUGUUGGAGCCUGUAGGGAUCAUAUACUAGAGACUGCGCUCUGAAAAAUCAAAUUGUGCUGCCUCUGCAAAUGCAAAUACCCCGGCUGCAAAACUCAGGCUCUGUUUACAUUAUUGUAUUUCUUCAGAGGAAAAAGGAUGUUUCCAGUUUUUUGUGCUGACCCAUAUUUAAAAUGAUAUUGAAAUGGUUAUGUUUACUUUUUCUAAGAUACUGGAAAUAUUACUGUUAGGUUCAUGUAUGAAUUUCUUCUUUCAAGGAAAUACAUUCAUCAAACAAACAAAACCAUGUUGUAAUGCACAAGGCAGUGCAUGAGAUGAGAUGGCCAUUGUUAGCAGUGGCACUGAAAAAGUGAAUAAUGUGUUAGUAAGAGAAAGGUCAGGCCCCAAAAUAGAACCAUACACUUUCUAAAGGAGGUCUGGUGUCACACUCUGUCAGUGUGCUCCUGAUGGCUGAUGGAAAAGCAGAACAGCUUGUUCCUGCAUUCCAUGUGGCUGCACUGGCCCUAUGCCAGAACCAGCCACUCUCUUCUGGAACACAGGCAUGUAAGGGAAGGAUGAUUGGAAGGGUGACACAGAGAAACAUUUGGAGAGAACACUCCACCCUGGAAGGGCCUGCAAUGCAUGCACAGUGCAUUGCUAUGUUUUUAGCAAGAGUACCAAGAAUCUUUCAUGCAACAUAUGAACAUUCUUUUCAUGUAUUUUUGUUGUUUGUUUCAGGGGGUAUAUACAGUUAGAGAUGGUCUUGGUGCCAAAUCUGCGUGCUAGCCUUCAAAAGUUUGGUUUAUAAGAAAUAAUUAUUUGGGGGUAGAUAUUUGGGGUAUAAGUAACUUACAUGUUUAUUAUAGCUCUGGUCAAUAUACACAAAUAAUGUAACAAAACCACAAAACUAUUUUCCUUAUUUAUUUUAUGUUUUAAUAGAAUCACAAUCAGUUGUGUGGAAACACAACCAGCCACUUCAAGAAAGCAGAAAGCAAUGCAUUAUACACAGUGAGGUGAAGAGAUAAAUAGGAAGUGAUCCUAUAAACUCUUUGCUACAACAGCAUAAUGGUUCCUGCCUUAUGUGAUAAGUGUCAUGUUGCCAUGACUACAAACACAUACUGAGGUAUGAAUGGAAGGACUGAUCAUUCCAACAGUCCAAGGUUAUAAUACAUGUAAUGUUCAAAAGAAAAUUUAUAUCUGAAUCUGACUGCUAGUUUGAUCUCUGUAAAAAGCAGAAACGCAAUGGCACAUUAGUAAAACUGGAACAGCUUGGCAGUGGCACGUAGUUACAAAGUAUGAAGGAAAGUGAUUCCCACUCUCUUCUAAACUAGUUACAGAAUUGAAUGAAUUGUGCUUGAAGAAGCAAGCAUUGCCCUUGCAAAUCCCAUGAAAAUGCUACACUACCGCAGCCCUUUGAGCAGCAUUCUUCAGAGAACCUUGUGGGUUAUUUCAAAUAAAUCAUACACAGCACUCUUGGAAUUCACAAACAGAAAAAUAUGGUGUGUGUUCAUCAUCCUGAGAACAUGUGAUUAAAAAUAAAAAUAAAUGUUGUUCACCCUUAGAAUAAUAUGAAACAGAAUAUAAUGUUGGCACUUCAGUGUUACUGUGUUAACAUUUAUAACUUAAAAAAUGACAAAAAUAGCUUUAAAUGGAAGCAAAGCAACUGUUCCAUAGUUCUGCACCAGCUUCAAGCCUGUGCAGAUGAAAUGCUGUUUGUAAAUGAUGAACUUACAGCAAGUUGUUCAGUCACUGCAUUGUUCAAACAAAACACUUGAAAUUUGUAACUUGGACACAAUGACCAUAUAUCGCAAAGUGUGGAUUCACUAAAGUUUGACACAAUCAAUCAGAAUCAGAGCUGCCUUGGACACAUGCAACACUAAUUAAAGAUAUAAUUAUAUUAGACUGGCCCUCAUAUUCUAUGUUUAAAAAAAAGUUCAUUUUGGGUAAUAUAAAACAAUGCCCAUUUGUUUACAUUCUGACAUGAUUAUGUUAAGCAGACAGCUAGUGGAAAAAUACACAAAAGCCUUUUUGUUUGUUUCAGUAUGCUGGUCAUACUGUUCAUAUUCUGUGUCUUGCAUCAGUACCUUAUU